Epinephelus fuscoguttatus (brown-marbled grouper) is the source of this 649-nucleotide messenger RNA. RefSeq lists its product as uncharacterized. The record is from RefSeq and is a predicted model, not a curated record. The coding region runs from base 41 to 649 and encodes 202 amino acids. The transcript has 2 exons. Lineage: Eukaryota; Metazoa; Chordata; Actinopteri; Perciformes; Serranidae.
AUGUUAAUCCUCUCCGUUUUCUUUUUAGUAGGCUAUCAUCAUGAAAAGGAGCAAGAAGGACAUUAUGUCCUUUUUUGCCCCAGUAGGCAAAAAACAUAGAGAGAGUGAGGGAGAUGAAGGUCAUGAAAGAGCUCAGGAGCAGGAGGAGAUAGAGCCAGAGGAGGAGAGAGAACCAGAGGAGGAGAGAGAGCCAGAGGAGGAGAGAGAGCCAGAGGAGGAUUUUGGAGAGGUGGAAAGUGAGGCAUCUGAGAGGCAAUCUGAGAGUGAGGAGGAAGACAUUCGGGCUCAGAUAGAGGGACAGAAUGAGGGACAACCAGAUUCACCUUGCAUGUCAAGCACAGCACCAUCAGAUAUUAGCAAGUGCAGGGACGACAGUCCUGUGCAACCACACCUGAAGACCUUCCCUACCACAUUAAUGGGGGACAGGAGGCGCAGUUUCAGAGCCCGUUGGUAUGGAAUCCACCCCUGGAUUGAAUACUCUGUGGUGAAGGACUCAGUGUUCUGUUAUGCAUGCCGCCAUUUUAGCCCAGCAAAAGCAUCAGCAACUGUGUUUGACUCACCAUUGGGUUUUAGAAACUGGAAAAGGCGACUGAAAGAGAGGGAGGUUUUUCAGUGCAUACAAAAUCUGAUAGGCACAAGCAAGCAAUGA